Messenger RNA from Annulohypoxylon maeteangense, 1750 nucleotides. RefSeq lists its product as uncharacterized. The record is from RefSeq and is a predicted model, not a curated record. NCBI's taxonomy places the organism in Eukaryota, Fungi, Ascomycota, Sordariomycetes, Xylariales, Hypoxylaceae. The transcript has 3 exons. The coding region runs from base 1 to 1479 and encodes 492 amino acids.
AUGGAUCGGCGACAGUCGGAACAACAGCCAGAGGCGCAUUCUGAACAACAGCCUAACCAGCCUCCUGUUUUACAGCAAGCUGGGCAUAGGUCCUCUCACGAAUCUCAAAAUACCUCCAGAUGCGGGCCCCCGGCAGCAAUUCAGUCAUGUGCUCGACCUGAUCCUGAGUCAGGCAACCAGACUCCUCGACACUCUACUGCUCAGCAUUCAACUUCCGUUGAAGCGGCACAGCGUCUACACGAAUCUCCAAGGGAGUCAUCCAGUACUAUAAAAAGAGUUUCUGACGACCGCAUUUCAGGGUCUGGGGAUUGCAUUCGAAACAAAGAUACGGACAAGACGGGAUUUAAGUCUGCCCUAGACUGGACGGCUGCGCGCAGCCAUAUCGAACAAGGGCCAGAUGUGGUUGAUCAAGGUUGCAACUGGUCUCAGGUGGGGGCACCCGCCCCUGCCCCUACUGAUGCACCUAUUCCCCUACAUCGAAAUCCAAGUCCUCCGCAUCCCCUCGCUUUUCAACCUCCAGACGCCGUGAGCAUUAGUUCUAGGCAGAGAGAGUCCUGGCCACGCGAUGUUGCGUACGUUAUCUUCGAAGCCGGCCGUCAACAAGCCAUACAAAUGGAAAGAGAACGUGCAGAACAGAAUCAGCAUUUGGCAGUUAAUCCCUCUCAAGGAGCGGAUCAAAAUAUGGCAAUGCCAUUUCAUAAUGGCUUCUACUUGCCUAACCCUCUCCAAGAACCCUCUCAAUCUGCUGGAGCCUCAGACCAUUCUCAGACUAACAAUUCUACGGACCUUCUCAGCCCCGAUGAACAUCAUAAUGGGCGAGAAACUCAACAGCCCCAAGAAUCUCGUAUCGCUGAUGAUGCUCGUCGACGUUAUCUGAAAAGAAACCGGGAUGAUCUUAAGGAGACCUGUCCCGGUGAACCCAGUCCGCAGCCCUCGAGCCCUCGAUCUAUUCUCUCCAUAAGGAGACGUAUAAACUCGGGCCAUGCGGGUGCUAGCUCUCCUACUGCUAAGACUACAGAGGCUAGCCCUCUUGGAUCCGUCCCCUCUAUCGUCGUAUCUUCCAACUCUGGAUUCUCUGGCCCCGACGUUGAUCUCGAGGCUCAGACCCGCCCCGCGCCGGAGCAGAAAUCGCACCCGAGCAACAUUCCCCAGACUGACGGCGCUUCGGAAUCACCGCCAAUAUCGCCAGGACCAGUAAUUCCUCCGCCAAUGCCGAUGGGCUCACCGAGGUGUUCAGGAGUCCCAAGCCGGACCCCGCGAUCAGCCUCGCCUUCUGAUAAGGUUGACCCGGGAUGUCGCGAGUGUCCCUCAUGUUGCACCAUGACGUGUACCAGCAAGUGGUUCGCAAGAUUGACUUGCGGGAAUUCGAGCUGCGGCUGGAGAGUUUUCCUCGCCUUCAUGAUCGUGCUCAUCGGUAUCUCUAUCGGCUAUAUCGUCCACGGGAAGCAAAUUGGGAUUUCUUUUGAUGAGGCGCAAUGAGCCGUUCAUUCGUUUCACGUUUCCAAGACACGAGACACCCAAUUGGUUCCAGGUACCCUUUUUGUACGAUGUGACGGUUAUUAGCGAAUCGAUUUGUCCUACUCGAGUUUCCCCGGAUGUCUCGGAUCUUUUUCUCUCGACGGUGAGAAGAAUAUGGAUAUGGAUAUAGAGGACGUUCGUUUCGGAUGAUACCAAUAUUGUUUUCACAGCGUUGAAAAUUAAAGGUUAGAUCGAUGAAAAAGGCCAUGCUUGUAUAGUACCCAGCCAGUAU